Messenger RNA from Triplophysa rosa, 2321 nucleotides. RefSeq names its product D-3-phosphoglycerate dehydrogenase-like. The transcript has 12 exons. The record is from RefSeq and is a predicted model, not a curated record. Lineage: Eukaryota; Metazoa; Chordata; Actinopteri; Cypriniformes; Nemacheilidae. Gene Ontology annotation, molecular function: phosphoglycerate dehydrogenase activity; NAD binding. Bases 106 to 1689 code for a protein of 527 amino acids. Gene Ontology annotation, biological process: L-serine biosynthetic process.
UCGUGACGUAUGAGGGGCGGAGUUUAACAGGCAGCUCGAAAAGACGCUACGCAGCAUCAGAAGUUUGAUUCAGUCAGUUCGUGAAGUUUGUGUGAUUUAGAAGUCAUGGCUACGGUGUGUGUAAAAAGCGUUUUGAUCAGUGAAAGCGUCGAUCCGUGUUGUAAAACGAUCCUGCAGGAAAACGGCAUAGAAGUGACGGAGAAACAUCCGAUGAGUAAAGAGGAGUUGAUGGCAGAGAUUCAGAAAUAUGAUGGUUUAGUUGUCCGAUCUGCCACCAAAGUCACGGCUGACGUCAUCAACGCUGGAAGUAAGCUGAAGGUCAUUGGACGGGCCGGAACCGGAGUUGACAAUGUGGAUGUGGAUGCAGCAACUAAAAGAGGAAUCAUUGUGAUGAACACUCCCAAUGGAAACACCAUCAGUGCUGCUGAACUGACUUGUGCUCUUAUCAUGAGCUUGUCAAGACAUAUUCCACAGGCUGCUAUGUCAAUGAAGGAUGGAAAAUGGGAUCGUAAAAAGUUCAUGGGCACUGAGCUCUACGGCAAAGUUCUCGGAAUCGUGGGGCUCGGAAGAAUCGGCAAAGAGGUGGCGACAAGAAUGCAGUCGUUCGGCAUGAGGACAAUUGGUUACGACCCCAUAACCCCUCCGGAUGUUUCUGCCGGCUGGGGGGUGGAGCAGAUGUCUCUGGAGCAGCUUUGGCCGCAGUGUGACUACAUCACGGUCCACACUCCCCUCAUGCCCGCCACCACAGGUCUCCUCAACGAUGACUCGUUUGCCAAAUGUAAGAAAGGUGUGAAGGUGGUCAACUGUGCUCGUGGGGGGAUCAUCGAUGAAGCCGCUCUGCUCCGGGCUCUGGAGUCAGGACAGUGUGGAGGAGCGGGCCUGGAUGUAUUCGUGGAGGAGCCUCCAAAAGAUCGGACUCUGCUGAAUCACCCGAACGCCAUCAGCUGUCCUCAUCUGGGCGCCAGCACUAAAGAAGCUCAGGCCAGAUGUGGGAGGGACAUCGCUCUACAGAUUGUGGAUGUGGUCAGAGGAAAGGCUUUAGUGGGAGCUGUGAACGCUCAGGUGUUGGCCGGGACGUUCUCUCCGGGCUCUCAUCAGUGGAUCAGAUUGGGAGAAUCUCUGGGUGGAGUGUUGAAGGCCUGCGCGGCUUCUAAAGCACCGUACAGUCACGUCCAUGUUACAUCACUCGGAGAAUGCUUGAAGAUGUCCACUGGGUUUCUGAGUUCAGCAGCUGUUGUUGGUCUUCUAAGUGAAAGUCCUCAGAAUGGACCCAACCUGGUGAACGCUGUACCCCUCGCAGCAGAGACGGGAAUUACGGUGAAGACGUCUCAUGAGGAGUCUGGUGUUCGGGCGGCCUGUGCGGUGGAGGUCUGGAUGAACAGCAUUCGCUAUAAAGCCGUCGGGUCGGUACAGGCGGGUGUCCCGGUGCUGUUGGAGCUGAAUGAAAGCGUGUUUCGACAGCCCGUUCCUCUGAGCGGACAUUUGAUCUUCUUCAAGGCUACGACUUCCAGUGAACUCCUGCUCUCUGUAACCGGAGUUUUGGCUGCUGCGGGUGUGGAACCGGAGUCGUUCAGUGCCUCUACUGCCGCCAGUGGCGAUCAGUGGUACUGCAUGGGACUCUCAUCACUGCUGCCUGAUAUUGGUGCUUUAACGUCUUUGGUUAAAGAAGUUGUACAGCUCACUGUCUGAAUAUCUGUGAAGAAUCCUGAUGAAAAUCACUUUACAUUCCAGUAUCUAAAGCUCCAGCCGGCUUAAGUUGAAUGCAUUGCAUUAAUCUGUGUUUAAAGUUCUCUAGUUACUAAACCACUUGUCUGUAUUACAGAAAUGUGAAUGUGCAUUAAAACUUGAACAGCUAGUAGCGGUUCGCACAUCAGUUUUUGUUUGCGUUCCACAAGACAUGUGCCAUUUGUGUUCCUCAUAUACACGUGUGUAAUAGAUUAACGGUGUUUGAUUACUGCUUGGUGGUAGUGUAGAUGUUUACUUAAUAAAUCAACUAAAUAUACACACAUUUGUCUUUUUCAUCAUGCUGUGUUAACAAAUAUAAUGAUUAUAAUUUUGUGUAUUUAUGUUUACAUUUUAGUUUACAGUGUAAUUUUAAAAAGCUUGUGUCAGGUUAUGCUCCUGUUAACAAGAAUUCUUUACAUCAAAGCGUUCGUGUGUCACUGACAGAUAAAGUGCCAUUGUUUAUAAAUGAUUUUCUUCUUAAAUGUUUGAUUUGUUCAACAUUCCUAAACUUCCAUGUGUGUUAUUUCACAGAGAUAAUGUCUUUCUUUACUAAUAUUUCUUUACACAUGAAAAUGUAGACAAUGAAAAGUACGUUC